Molecule: messenger RNA, 7456 nt
Organism: Oncorhynchus nerka (sockeye salmon)
Lineage: Eukaryota; Metazoa; Chordata; Actinopteri; Salmoniformes; Salmonidae
Product: solute carrier family 45 member 3-like
Exons: 5
Coding region: 358-2049 (563 amino acids)
Biological process (GO): transmembrane transport
Cellular component (GO): membrane
Molecular function (GO): sucrose:proton symporter activity
Source: RefSeq, a predicted model, not a curated record
CCUCAGGAAAACAGUCGCCUCCAUCCUCCCAUGAUCUCUCUCCUCUCUUCCCCCGCUCCAUAGAAUCCCUCAACGUCACAGCAGUCCUUCCUACAAGUUGGGCAACGACGGAACAUCGUGAAAAGUGGACAAGUUGCUGCAUGGAUUUACGGGAGUUGCGUCGACAAGAUCCAGAAUGCUGAAACCAGAAUGGAUCCUCCAGGUCAUCUGAGACAGUGUCAGUGUGUCCUCCCUGCUCUCCCUCCUUUGUGGUCCUCUCGUCCCCGAGCCUCAUACCACGGGGAACCGUCUGCCUCCUCCUCUCCUGACAGCAGCCCCCCUGUAACGGCGUAGAGGUGGAUUAGCGACCCUGUAAAUAUGCCUGGAUGGAGGUCUCAGUGCCGUCUCGUCCUGCUGAACUCCCUGACCUGCGGCCUGGAGAUCUGCGUGGCAGCUGGGAUCACAUACGUGCCCCCCCUGCUUCUGGAGGCUGGGGUAGAGGAGCAAUACAUGACCAUGGUGCUAGGUAUCGGCCCAGUGUUAGGUCUCAUCUUCAUCCCUGUGAUUGGCUCAGCCAGUGACCACUGCAACAGCAGCUAUGGCCGCCGUCGGCCCUUCAUCUGGCUGCUGUCCCUGGGUGUCCUCCUAGCCCUCCUCAUCAUCCCCCAUGCCGACCUGCUGGCUGCCUACUUCACCUGGGGCGGACGCACCCUAGAAGUGGCCUUCCUCAUCCUCGGGGUGGGCCUGCUUGACUUCUGUGGCCAGGUGUGCUUCACGCCGCUAGAGGCGCUCCUCUCGGACCUGUACCGCGACGAGGAGGACUGCAACCAGGCCUUCGCCAUGUUUUCCUUUAUGGUUAGUCUCGGAGGCUGCGUGGGCUACCUGCUGCCUGCGCUGGACUGGAGCCGGGGCCUGCUGUCCGUCUACCUGGGCGGCCAGGCAGAGUGCCUCUUCUUCAUGCUCAUCCUCAUCUUCGUGAUCAGCGUGCUGAUCACCAUGAAGGUGUCGGAGGAGCCACCGUGUGCUGGUGUGGCGGCCCUGGAGCCAGCUCCUCUCCUGGCGGCGGGCCGCUGCGGCAUUCCACGCUCCUGCUGCUACCUGCUCAAAUGCAAACUGCGGCUGCUCAAGUCGGGCCCGCUGCUGUGCCUGCUGAGGACGUUCUGGUCCAUGACGCCAGCCAUCUACCGCAGCUACUGCCACGUGCCCCAGGUAAUGAGGCAGCUGUGCAUGGCCCAGCUCUGCAGCUGGAUGGCCGUCAUGUCCUUUAUGCUCUUCUACACAGACUUUGUGGGGGAGGGGCUGUAUGAGGGCGUGCCCAGUGCCGCUCCCGGAACCGCCUCCAGGCAGCGCUACGACGACGGCAUCCGUAUGGGCAGCCUGGGCCUGUUCCUGCAGUGUGCUACCUCUACUGUCUUCUCCCUGCUCAUGAGCCGACUGGUCCGCCAUUUUGGCUCGCGCCGGGUCUACCUAAGCAGCAUGGUGAGCUUCACCAUCUCUGCCCUGGUCAUCUGUAUGUCCAAGAGUGUGGUCCUGGUCACCGUGAUGUCGGCUCUGACCGGCUUUGCCUAUGCCACGCUACAGACGCUGCCGUACACCCUCACCUGCCACUACCACAAGGAAAUGGAGGUUUACAUGCCAAAAAAGAAAACAAAAAACUUGCUUAAGUACGGGAUUGUGAUCAAGCAGGACUCGAUCACGCAUUUGACACCCGUGGCUGAGGAGGGGGGGCUGGCCCACAAACUGGGGGGCAACAACGGGCAUGCCUUCUUCAGCCAAGACGGCUCAGACUACUACCCCCCUCCCCAAGGCCAGAAUGGGUCGUCCCACAAAGCCACGGGCCCCGAGCAGGAUGAGCCAGAGGGCUACGAGAAGCGCGGCGUAGGGUUGGACUUUGCCAUCCUGGAUAGCACCUUCCUCCUCUCUCAGGUCUUUCCCACUCUCUUCAUGGGCAUGAUCGUUCAGUUCACAAAGUCCGUCACUGCCUAUAUGGCCUCCUCCGCCAUCUUUGGCAUCAUCGCCAUCUAUCUGGCCAACCACAUCAUCUUUGACCAAAAGGACCUCAAGAGCUGAAAGAACCAGGAACCAAGAGUGAAGGAAUGCAUCCCUGUCUGCACUACCACUCCCUGCGCUUGCAACGCUCCAGUGUCUUCGCUGACCGUUGCCAUGGCAUUACCAAUGGAUUGCAAUGAGGCAGCCCGUUUAUACGUUUGUGUGUAUGUAUGCGGCAGGAAUGAAAGGAAAAUGUAUACCCAUGACAAUUGUUCCCUCCAGAAUUUACUGCAGCUAGUUACUGUGUCUAAAAGAGAGAGACUGUGUCUGUGUAUUUAGAGUGUCUCUCACCUUGUUCCUCUCAGACACGUAGAUGGCCUCUCAGAAGGGUCAUUUCUCCUUCUCCUCAGGUACAGCUAGCUUCACAGCAUGAGCGGACUCCAUCGGCCCUUAGACAACUGGAAUACAGAUUUAUUACCAUUUCACUCUCAUCUAUGUGAGGAGUUUGUCAAUGCUAUAUAUUUAAAACAGUCUGCUGUUAGGGCUGGAUUCAAUCCGUAAUGUGGAAGAUCUGUGUUAAAAUGUCAAAUGUAAUUUCCGAAUAAGCCGACAGCAUUUACCGUGAAUGCAGUACGCGGGAAUGCGGGAACAUUGCCUAUAACGUGGAUCUUCCGCGAUACUUCUGCAAUAUGGAUCGAAUCCAGCCCUUAGUCAAAGUCAACAGGAGAUUAUUGCCCACUUCUCAUGCAGACUGGCCAAGAGAGAAAAAUACCCAAUCUGGAGAGCCCAUCACCUGCUUGGGAAAGGAUCUGGGCUCACAUAGCUCCAUGCUGCUAAUGUAGGGGCAUUUCUGUCUGUUUGUUAUUCUCAGCCAGGUUGUGCUUGCAGUCAUAAUGGGUGGAUUAUGCAUUGCUUACUGAAACAUACAUGUUAUCACACACGUGAUAAGUCCAAUGAGACCAUUGGACUUGUUCGUCAAGAAACUGCAAAUAGAAAAAUUGGGAAUAACUGGGGUAACUGGCCCCUAGGCUAACUGGCCCCUAGUUUUGGAUGGUUUUUGAUAAUAAACAGGUUUACUGUAUAUAUUUUGGAUAUGAAUUCAUAUAUUUAUAUUCCUAUGGGAAUUUCUUAUGCAACCUGUUUGGGUGAGGUCAUCUGUGGAACUGUGGUGUUGUUAGAAUGAAGUGGCUCAAUGGCAUCAUUGCAUUUUUGUUUUGAAGUCUGUCAUCACAGGAUAGUCACCUCUUUUCUAGAAAUUUCAGACAGUGCCAUAUUGUGCUAUUUAUUACAUCAUUUCUACUGCCAUUAUCACGUUCAAUCUGAAAUGACACUAGGAAAGUAAAUGAGGUGAAUUAACCAAUGCUGUAAAAAAUUCAGGUGCACUUCUUUUUGGAAACUCAAUUAAUAUUCCCAUGAGCAAAAUACCAAAAAGUCAUACUAGCAACACUGCAGUGUUACAGUGAACUGGGUUACUGAAAAUAGUUUUGGUAUGCAAGAUGACAGUUUUUUGUGUUCUGUCAUAUUUUUUAUGCUUUUCUCUGUGUAUUGUACAUCUCUUUUGAAGGUCAACAUGGGUCUGUGAAAAGGUGUGUGUGUGUGUUUUUUGUUGUUGUUUAUUUUACUAUCCUUGUGGGGACCAGAAGUCCUCACAAGGAUAGUAAAACAAGGAAAAUUCGGACAAGUGGCGACAUUCCACCGGUCCCCACAAGGAAAAAGGCUGAUUUAGAGGUUAGGGUUAGAAUUAGGGUUUGGAGUAAGGGUUAGGUUUAGAGUUAAGGUUUAGGGACUCAAUUGUUUGGUCCCCACAAGGAUAGUAAAACAAACGUGUGUGUGAAAUUCAUAGUGCAGUGGAGAGAGCAGGGCAACAUGACAUGACUUUGGAUGCAGUCUCUCCUGGAGUUCCAGUCACCUAACAGAAUACUGCACACAAAUAAUAGCUAUAAGCUACAGACUUUCUGUAUCUCAUCUGCUGCUGUACACUGUGGCCAGUUUAUUAGGUACAACCAUUUAGUACUGGGUCGGACACCCCUUUGCCUCUAGAACAGCCUGAAUUCUUCGGGGCAUGGAAACUUCGCUCAACUGUUACCGUUGACACCAAGCAGGAUUGGGCCAUGGACUCAUACUGUUUACGCCAAAUCCUGACACAACAGGAACUGUGAUUUGUCAGAUCAGGCUAUGUUUCUCCACUCAAUUGUCCAGUGUUGGUGAUUGCGUACCCACUGGAGACGCUUCUUCAUGUUUUUAGCUGAUAGGAGUGAAAUCCGGUGUGGUGGUCUGCUGCAAUAGCCCAUCCGUGACAAGGACUGACAAGUUGUACCGUUCUUUUCCUGUUUGUGACCCACCUGUUAGCUUGCACGAUUCUUGUCAUUCUCCUUCGACCUUUCAUCAACGAGCUGUUUUCACCCAUAUGACUGCUGCUAACUGGAUGUUUUUUGUUUGUCGCACCAUUCUCGGUAAACCCUAGACACUGGCCGGCCGUUUCUGAGAUACUGGAACCGGGGCGCCUGGCACCGACGAUCACGCCACGCUCAAAGUCGCUUAUGUCACUCGUUUUGCCAAUUCAACCGUUCAAUCGAACAGUAACUGAGUGCCUCGAUGCCUGUCUGCCUGCUUUAUAUAGCAAGCCACGGCCAGGUGACUCACUGUCUGUAGGAGCGAACCAUUUUCAUGAACAGGGUGGUGUACCUAAUACACAUACAGUAAUCUAAAUAUAUUGUGGCCUUCAGUUAUUCUUCAAACUUGGAGUUUUGUUAGUUAAACGGUUGUGUUACAAUCAAUAUGUUAUGUUAUAUGCAUUCGGUGUAUGAUUUGCCUACUUUUUCUGACUUUCAAUCAGAAAUAUGGCUGUAUAAUAACCAAACAUAAUGUAAUAGCUCAUUUAUGCAAUGGUGAGAUUGGCUAAAUACAGUUGGCCCUAUUGGAUAUAUACUCUCAUUUUGAGAAUGGGGUCAAAAUGAACUUGUUUUUUGUAAUAUUUCAUUGGCAGUUAGUGAAAGAUAAUACCACGUCACUCAUCGUUGAAAACCAAUUACUAAACAGACAUGGUAACUUUGUGAAAAUAACAGUUGACUUUGAGAAAAUUCCCCCAGCACACAGACAAGUAAAUACUAAUCUGACGUACUGUAGAGCAUAUGGACAUACUGCCAUGCGCCUUGGGAAUAUAGCAACGUUUUGCAAGUGCCUCUAGAAAUGUUUUUAUUUUUUGGACAUAACUAUUUAUUUAUUGUUCUUUUAAAAAUCAUAAGCACAUAUUAAAGUAUUUAGCAUUAUUUUUUGUUGCAUCUGUCAAAAGUGUAAAGGGCAAAAGCUAUUUCUGUGAAAAACAAUUAGAAAUUGUUAUUUUUUGUGUAGAUGUGCUAAGAGACAUCUUGACUUCAGCGCUAUAAUUUAUUUGAAUUUUCUUCCAUCCCACUCGUUCAUCGUGGGUUGCUUACACUCAGAUAGCUUAUUGAUCUCGACUGCUGUCAAUGUGUCCCUGUAGGAGGGCAAAGUUAUACUACGUAUCAUUAUUUCAUUGCGGCACUGUAAGUUGUCAGGAAUCCAACUCAACUCACAAAGUUGAUGAUUUCCUGGUUUACCUUGCAGAAUAGUACAUUAAUAUUUAAACACAUGGUUUUGUUUUUGCUUUUAAGUUAUUGGUUUCAUCCAGACUAUUUCCUCUGAGUUCUGGUUUUAAAGGAGCAACUUUGUUGGAUGUGCAUGUCUUCGUGAUGACUAAUACCUUUGCAGAGUAAACAACCUAUUGUAUCCUUAUUUAUUAGUAAACAGGAAGUAGUCGAUACUGUUGCAUCAGGAUAAUUUAUAACCACUGUAUUGUUUCUCUGUGUUGAGUUUCCCCUAUAUUUAGUUUUGUUGAUAUUUGUUAGACAUCCACUAUAUAAACAAAAGUAUGCGGACACCCCUACUAAUUAGUGGAUUCGGCUAUUUCAGCCACACUCGUUGCUGACAGGUGUAUAAAAUCGAGCACACAGCAUUUGUCUCCAUACAAACAUUGGCAGUAGAAUGGCCUUUACUGAAGAGCUUAGUGACUUUCAAUGUGGCACCGUCAUAGGAUGCCAUCUUUCCAACAAGUCAGUUUGUCAAAUUUUGGCGCUGCUAGAGCUGCCCCGGUAAACUGUAAGUGCUGUUUUUGUGAAGUGGAAAUGUCUCGGAGCAACAACAGCUCAGCUGCGAAUUGGUAGGCCACACAAGCUCACAGAAAGUUGCCACCGGGUGCUGAAGAACGUAGCGCAUAAAAAUCAUCUGUCCUCAGUUGCAACACUCAUUACCGAGUUCCAAACUGCCUCUGGAAGCAAUGUCAACACAAUAACUGUUCAUCGGGAGCUUCAUGAAAUGGGUUUCCAUGGCUGAGCAGCCGCACACAAGCCUAAGAUCACCAUGCGCAAUGCGUCCAUUGGAGUGGUGUAAAGCUCACUGCCAUUGGACUCUGGAGCAGUGGAAAUGCAGUCUCUGGAGUGCUGAAUCACGCUUCACCAUCUGGCAGCCCAACGGACGAAUCUGGGUUUGGCGUAUGCCAUGAGAAUGCUACCUGCCAACUGUAAUGCAGCCAACUGUAAAGUUUGGUGGAGGAGGAAUAAUGGUCUGGAGCUGUUUUUCAUAGUUCGGGCUCGACCCCUUAAUUCCAGUUAAGGGAAAUCUUAACGCUACAGCAUACAAUGACAUUCUAGACAAUUCUGUGCGUACAACUUUGUUGCAACCGUUUGGGGAAGUCCCUUUCCUGUUUCAGCAUGUCAAUGCCCCUGUGCAUAAAGCGAGGCCCAUACAGAAAUGGUUUGUUGAGAUCGUUGUGGAAGAACUUGACUGGCCUGCACAGAGCCCUGACCUCAACCCCAUUGAACACAUUUGGGAUGAAUUGGAACGCUGACUGCAGGCCUAAUCGCCCAACAUCAGUGCCCGACCUCACUAAUGCUCUUGUGGCUGAAUGGAAGCAAGUCCCCGCAGCAAUGUUCCAACAUCUAGUGGAAAUCCUUCCCAGGAGAAUGGAGCUUGUUAUAGCAGCAAAGGGGGGCCAACUCCAUAUUAAUGCCAAUGAUUUUGGAAUGAGAUGUUAGACAAGCAGGUGUCCACAUACUUUUGAACAUGUAGCGUAAGUAACCAUUGAAUUUCAAUAACUUAACAACAGUGUUGUGGUUCUUUAAUUAUGUGUCCAAAUGCCCAGUGUUUAGGUUAGUUGGGUCUCAAGAUAGCAAGUGCCAAGGGUCACAUUUAAGAUGGCUUUGGUUAAUUGACAAAACUGUUUUGUAAAUGUGCUGGGGUGUAUAAGACUUAAUCAGGGAUCUAUUCACAUUGGUCCUAUUUGCUGAGGACUGUAUGAUUAUGAAUCUGCUAUUAUGUCCUCAGUUUUAAUUGAUGCUCCAAAUGUGUUGUUCUUUGUGUUUUCAGCCUUCAUAAAAAUCAUAUAAUAUUAUUUUGAUUAUAAAUCCCUCAGCUUGGGUAUUGUGCAGUCAACAAAUAGAUUUUUUUUAAUACAAAAUAAAUGUACUGCAUU